AUGAUUAACCAGAUGUCCACUGGAUUAAAAGACUCGCCAGAACCGAAGAAAAUAGCUGUAUUCUUAAACUUGGUGGGAGAUGAUGGAUUGGAGCUGCACAACAGUUUCACCUACAGCGAAGCUGAAAGUAAAUCUUUAAGUAUGAUAAUGCUCAAAUUUUCAGAUUACUGUUCCCCAAAAACAAAUGAAAUCUUUGAGCGCUAUAAGUUCAAUAGUAUUUAUCAAAAGGAAGGUCAAGCGUUCGACAGCUUCCUCACUGACCUGAGAAAAGCAGUAAAGACCACAGGAUACAAAGAACAGAAUGAAAUGAUAAGAGACAGGAUAGUAAUGGGAAUUCAUGACAAAACCACGCAAGAAAGACUGCUACGAGAAUCAAAAUUAACACUGACGAAGGCAAUUGAAUUUUGCCGAACUGUGGAAGUAAGCAAACAACAGUCGAAAACAUUGCAAGAAGGUGGUGCAGAUGUUCAUUUAGAUGCUGUAAAGCACAAGAAGCCAAAUAUGUGCAAAUAUUGUGGUUACAAACACGAUUUUAAGAAAAAGUGUCCAGCAUUUGGAAAAACGUGUGCUAGUUGCCAAGGAAGAAAUCAUUUUGCGUCUGUUUGCAAAAGCAGAACAAAGAACCACAACAAUAAAGGAGACGAAGGAAGUUCAAGAAAGAAGAAAGUUGAUGAGCUACAGAAACAAAACGAUGAACCAGACAAGGAUGGGAUAGAUGCUGACAGUAGUGAGUUCUAUGUUGAUUCUGUGAAAUCAAUUGGUGCAGUGGGUGCAAAUGUAAGAGAACAAACAGUAUGGAAAAAGAAACUUAUUGUUGAAGAUAAAGAAAUUGAAUUUAAAUUAGACACUGGAGCUGAAGUGAGUAUUCUUCCUGCAUAUGCUGUUAAAUCUUGCAACUUAUCUAGAAUAAAACCUACAGAUGUAACCUUGGUAGCAUAUGGUAGUGAAAAAUUUAAGAUCAAACCUGUUGGAGAAAUUUCUUUAACUUGUAGAUGUAAUGGUAGGAAUGCUAUCAUCAAUUUUAUUGUAGUAGAUUGUAAAAAUCAAGUUCCAUUGUUGGGUUUAACUGGUUGUAUAGCUUUGAAAUUGAUCAAACGUAUAGAUAAUUUAAUGAAGAACAUUGAUCUCAAAGUACAUGGGAGCAAGACAAUUUUUAGAUCACUUGAGGAUAUUAAGCUAAUGUAUCCACAGGUAUUUGAAGGCCUUGGUAGAUUUCCGAAUGAGUAUCAUAUCAGUUUGAAAGAGGAUGCAGUACCUCAUAUUUCUGCAAUUAGACGAGUUCCUCAAACUCUUAGAGAAAAACUUAAAACUAAACUUGAUCAAAUGUGUGAAUUAGGAGUAAUUAGAAAAGUUGAUAAACCAACAGCAUUUUUACAUCCUUUAGUAAUAGUAGAAAAACCUAAUGGUGAUUUAAGAUUGUGUCUUGAUCCCAAAAGCUUAAAUGAAAGUAUUAAACGAGAACAUUUUCUCAUACCAUCUCUUGAAGAAAUAACUUACAAGUUGAGUAACAAAAAAUAUUUCACCGUUCUUGAUAUGAAUGAUGGGUAUUGGCAAAUUGCUCUGGAUGACGCAAGCUGUGACUUAUGCACCUUUGGUACGCCCUUCGGAAGAUUUCAAUUCACAAGAUUAGCUUUUGGUAUUAAUUCUGCGCCAGAGGCUUUUCAAAAGAAAAAUUAUGAAGUUUUUGGUGAUAUUGAAGGUGUAGGAUUAUAUUUUGAUGACCUCAUUAUAACAGGUGAAACAGAGGGAGAACAUGAUAAAAAUUUAAAAGAAGUUCUUGAUCGAGCAAUUAAAUGCAAUUUGAAGUUUAAUUUUUCAAAAAUUCAGUUCAAAAAAGAAAGUGUCAGAUAUAUGGGUCAGAUUUUUUCAAAAAGUGGAAUUUCUACCAACAAGAGUUAUACAGAUGCUAUUAUUAAAAUGCCAUGUCCCCAAAACAAAACUGAAUUAUUAAGAUUUUUGGGAAUGGUCAAAUAUGUUAGUAAAUUUAUACCGAACAUGUCAAUAAUAAGUGCUCCUCUGAGAAAUUUAACCAGAAAUGAUGUAGACCGGCAAUGGUCAACAACACAUCAAGAAGCAGUUGACAAUCUAAAAAAAUUAUUGGUUAAUGCACCUGUAUUAUCUUUCUUUGAUCCUGAAAAGUCUAUAGAAAUUGAAACAGAUAGUUCAAAAGAUGGGUUAGGGGCCUGUCUUAUUCAAGAUGGUCAUCCUAUCGCAUUCGCUUCAAGAAGUUUGGCAAAGAAUGAAAUAAAAUUCAGCCAAAUUGAAAAAGAAUGUCUUGCAAUACUAUUUGCUGUACAGAAAUUUCAUUUUUUCAUAUAUGGUUUACCAGUGUUGGUCAAUAGUGAUCAUAAACCACUCGAAUCAAUAUUUAAAAAGGAGUUAUCGUCAGCAACUCCAAGAAUUCAGAGAAUGAGAUUAAAGUUACUGAGAUACAAUAUUACGGUCAGAUAUAAACCAGGUAAAUAUUUGUAUGUAGCUGAUACUCUAUCAAGAGCUUUUCUAAAUGAUCGAGAGAACAAUUCCGGUGAAGAGAUUGAUCUUGCAGUGCAUUGUCUAAUAAAAAAUCUUCCAAUAUCGGACAAACGUAAAAUUCAGAUUGCUGAGGAAAGUGAAAAAGAUCCAGUGCUACAGCAAGUAAAAUUAUUCAUUGAUACUUGUUGGCCUGAUCAGAAAAAUAUAAAAGGUGAUCUAAAAUAUUUUUAUAAAGUCAAAGAAGAUCUUAUUGUUGAAAGCAAUUUAAUACUAUUCAAAAAUAGAUUAGUGCUUCCGUCACAAAUGAAAACUGAAAUGCUACAAUUGCUUCAUCAAGGACAUUUUGGAAUAGAAAAAACAAAAGCCUUAGCAAGAAGCAUAUUUUAUUGGCCAAGACAAGCGAAAGAUAUAGAAAUGUUUGUGAAGUCGUGUAAGAUUUGUGAAAAAUUCGCUCGUAAAAAUCCAAAACAGCCCUUGUUACAAUAUCCGUUACCGCAAAGACCCUGGGAACGUGUAGGUACUGAUAUAUUUACGUAUGGUAACCAAAGUUAUCUGGUACUAUUUGAUGCAUACUCAAAUUGGUUGGAAAUAUUGCCAAUAACUGAUAAAAGCGCUCAUGCUGCUAUCAAAGUGAUGAGACCUAUAUUUGCAAGGUUUGGUUCCCCAGAGUUUUUGGUGGCAGAUAAUGUACCAUUUAAUAGUUGGCAGUUCAGAAAUUUUGCUGAUUCCUGGAACUUCAAAAUACUGUUCAGAAGUCCACAUUUUGCCCGCUCAAACGGUUUAGCAGAAAAGGCUGUAUCAAUUGCGAAAAAUAUUCUUAAAAAAACGGAAGGUAAAGAUAGUAUAGAGGGUAUUGAUAGCGCUCUGUUGACUUAUAGAAAUGCUCCACUCAAACAUAUGGACUACUCCCCAGCGCAAUUAUUGUUUAGCCGUAGGUGCAAAACAAAGGUGCCUAUUUCUGACAGGUUGCUGCAUCCUGAGUUGUGUAAAAAUGUUUUUGAAAAAUUAAAGAAAAAGAGGCAAAUUAAUCUUUUCAAUUUCAAUAAAAAUUGUGGUAAAGAUUUGCCUCCAAUUGAUAGAGAUGCUGAUGUUACUGUUUAUAAUCAUCAUCAUAAGACAUGGGAACCAGGAAUUGUAAUAAAUAAACAUGAGGCUCCUAGGUCUUACAUAAUUGAGGAUAAGUUUGGAAAUAGCAUAAGACGAAAUCGUCAUGAUAUAAGGCUAUCUAAUAACCCUUACAUGGCACAACAUACUCAGGAUUUCACUGAUGUCUUAAAUGAAAAUUUGCCCAAUCAAGAGCCUUGUAAAACAGCAAGUUGUUCUAAUCAUUCAUCAGUAAAUAACAAUUUGAGUUUUGAUGUACCAUUUGAUACUAGUGUUGGGUUACCUAGUAAUAGUGAUAAUACUUUAAGAGUUACCCGUUCAGGUCGUACUGUUAAAAGACCUAAUAGACUUAAUCUUUAA
This is a messenger RNA of Coccinella septempunctata (seven-spotted ladybird), 3936 nucleotides long. RefSeq lists its product as uncharacterized. Bases 1 to 3936 code for a protein of 1311 amino acids. NCBI's taxonomy places the organism in Eukaryota, Metazoa, Arthropoda, Insecta, Coleoptera, Coccinellidae. Gene Ontology annotation, biological process: DNA integration. The transcript has 2 exons. Gene Ontology annotation, molecular function: nucleic acid binding. The record is from RefSeq and is a predicted model, not a curated record.